Molecule: messenger RNA, 1906 nt
Organism: Erythranthe guttata (spotted monkey flower)
Lineage: Eukaryota; Viridiplantae; Streptophyta; Magnoliopsida; Lamiales; Phrymaceae
Product: CBL-interacting protein kinase 2
Biological process (GO): protein phosphorylation; signal transduction
Molecular function (GO): protein serine/threonine kinase activity; ATP binding
Source: RefSeq, a predicted model, not a curated record
AGACACGCACUUUCUCCCUCAUCUCUCUCUCUCUCUCUCUCUCUUCCGGCUCCCAGAAAAAAUAAGGUGUCGUGUGUUUCUGGAGAACCGACUCUUUGGCGCUGUGCCGAGGCUUAUUCAGUUGCCGAAAAAAUACUUUUCAGCAUUUUCUUCGUCGGUCUUCAAAAAAGACAAACCAAGAAAUGCUGAAAAAAAAUGUUCACGAAUCGAAAUUCUCGUUCUCCGAUUCGCCUCUUCGCCUCUUCGCCUCGAUAAACGAGGAUCGAAUAUUUAAAGCUCCUCCGUCAGUUAUUGUAUAUUAAAAAAAGGAUCUUUACACCUUCCAAUAUGGAUAAUAAUAAUAACAAUAAUAAAGGCGUCGUCUUAUUGGAUAGAUACGAGUUAGGGAGGUUAUUAGGGCAAGGCACGUUCGCGAAAGUUUUCUACGCGAGAAGUGUCCAAACGGGGCAGAGUGUGGCGAUUAAAGUAAUCGACAAGCUGAAGAUAACGAAAGUAGGCGUCGUCGAUCAAAUCAAACGAGAGAUAUCGAUCAUGAGGCUCGUAAAGCACCCUAAUAUAGUUCAUCUCCACGAAGUAAUGGCGACGAAGACAAAAAUAUAUUUCGUGAUGGAAUACGCUAAAGGCGGCGAGCUUUUCCACAAAGUGUCGAAGGGGAAGUUGAAAGAAGACGUCGCGAGAAAAUAUUUUCAACAGUUGAUAAACGCGGUCGAUUUUUGCCAUAGUAGGGGAGUCUACCACCGAGAUUUAAAACCCGAGAAUAUUUUAUUGGACGAAAAUGAAAAUCUUAAAGUUUCGGAUUUCGGUCUCAGUGCGCUGGCAGAGACGAGGAGAUCGGACGGUUUACUUCACACUACUUGUGGGACCCCCGCUUAUGUGGCGCCGGAGGUAAUCGACAGGAAAGGGUAUAACGGUACUUCGGCGGAUAUUUGGUCUUGUGGGGUUAUUCUUUUUGUGUUGUUGGCCGGUUAUCUUCCGUUUCACGAUUCGAAUUUGAUGGAGAUGUACCGGAAAAUUGCUCGGGCGGAAUUCAGAUUCCCGAGUUGGUUUUCGCCUGAAGCACGGAGGCUAAUUUUGAGGCUGCUCGAUCCGAAUCCGAACACUAGAAUUUCGGUAGCGAGAAUUAAAGGUAGUUCUUGGUUCAAACGGGAAUUGAAGUCGAAAGCGACGAAAACAAACGAUCCGCAGAGUAGUGUAGUAGAAGAAGAAGGUUCUCGAGAGAGAGAAAUUGUCGAUUCCGAAUCGAGGCUUUCGAAUUUGAACGCGUUUGAUAUUAUUUCCUUAUCGGAAGGGUUCAAUCUCUCGAGAUUGUUCGAGGAGAGUCGUCGUCGUGCGGAUAGAGAAACACGGUUUGUUUCUAGGAAACCCGCAUGCGCGAUUAUAUCAAAGCUCGAGGAAGUGGCGAAGCAUGUGAAGAUGAAGAUAAACAAGAAAGACGGAGGGUUGUUUAAGUUCGAAGGAACGAAGGAGGGUAGAAAGGGAAUUUUGUCGAUCGAAGCCGAGAUAUUUGUGCUGGCUCAAUCUCUUCAUUUGGUCGAAGUGAAGAAAACGAGUGGGGAUACUUUGGAAUAUCGGAGGGUAUUGGACGAGGGUUUAAGACCGGGGUUACAAGACAUUGUUUGGUCUUCAAUGAGUGAAGUACAACAGUUGAAGCAAGAGGAAGAUUCAUUACAGAAGCAGCCAUUGUUGAUGCGGGAUCGAAUACCUUGAUUUUGAGGCUGAGUUUUUUUCUUUCGUUUUUUCGGGUUUUUUUUUUUUUUUUUUUUUUUAUCAUUAUUUUUGUACACACUAUAUAGUAUAUAGUUAUUAUAUAUAUUAGGUACAGGCCAUUGAAAUGGUUUCCCUUGUUUUUCUAGACCAUGAUGAGUGUGUGUGUAUAAAAGAAAAUUUUGUUGAUGCAAGUUAUUCU